CGUCGGUUCUGGGAGAGCGGCCUGAACGAGGGCUUGAGCGUCUUCGUGGCGCUGGCGCUGGGCGCCACCAUGCUGGGCUUGGGCUGCACCGUGGAGGCGAGCCGGCUGGGCGGGCAGCUGCGGCGGCCGCUGGGCUUGCUGCUGGCGCUGCUCUGCCAGUUCGGCCUCAUGCCGCUGGUGGCCUUCCUGCUGGCCCUCGCCUUCGCCCUCGACGAGGUGGCCGCCGUGGCCGUCCUGCUCUGCGGCUGCUGCCCCGGAGGGAACCUCUCCAACAUCAUGUCGCUCCUCGUCGACGGAGACAUGAACCUCAGCAUCAUCAUGACCACUUCGUCCACCUUGCUGGCUCUGCUCUUGAUGCCUCUGUGCCUGUGGCUCUACAGCCGCGCCUGGAUCAACACGCCACUGGUGCGCCUCCUGCCCCUGGGUGCCGUCAGCCUGACCCUGUGCAGCACGCUGCUCCCCAUCGGCCUCGGCGUGCUCAUCCGCUACAGAUACCCACGACUGGCAGACAUCCUGCUGAAAGUUUCCUUGUGGUCUCUCCUAGUGACCUUGGUGAUCCUUUUCAUUCUCACGGGUACCAUGCUGGGUCCUGAACUGCUGGCCACAAUCCCUGCCACUGUCUACGUGGUUGCUGUGUUGAUGCCCUUGGCGGGUUACGGCUGUGGCUACGGUGUAGCGACAUUAUUCCACUUGCCACCCCACUGCAAGAGGACGGUGUCCCUGGAGACAGGCUGCCAGAACGUUCAGCUCUGCACCGCUAUACUCAAGCUAACUUUCCCUCCACAGCUCAUUGGGAGCAUGUACAUGUUCCCUUUGCUGUAUGCCCUCUUCCAGGCUGCAGAAGCUGGCCUGAUUGUUCUGGCCUACAAGAUAUACGGCAAGGAUUUCUACAAGCAAGACACUUUAGGCGGGGAAGAAGAAGACACUGAUAUUUCUUACAGGAAACUCAAGGAGGAGGAAGUCCUGGAUACCACCUAUGGCACAGUGACUGCUGAGAGCCAGGGCUCAGUGCUUAUGGAGUCUGCACAGACUGCUUUCUAG
This is a messenger RNA of Heteronotia binoei (common prickly gecko), 1041 nucleotides long. RefSeq names its product solute carrier family 10 member 4 (gene SLC10A4). Gene Ontology annotation, biological process: bile acid and bile salt transport. Gene Ontology annotation, cellular component: membrane. Gene Ontology annotation, molecular function: bile acid:sodium symporter activity. The record is from RefSeq and is a predicted model, not a curated record. Lineage: Eukaryota; Metazoa; Chordata; Lepidosauria; Squamata; Gekkonidae. The coding region runs from base 70 to 1041 and encodes 323 amino acids. The transcript is spliced from 3 exons.